AUGAUGCAACAGACGACAACCGUCAGAUCCGCAAGCCGUGCAGAAUGCGACUCUUUGACUGAUUGGGACGCCCUGCUGGACUCGGAAUCAUUGACGGGUGCCCAGCUGAUGGAAUAUUUCACCUGGACCAACAGUUCAUCUUGUCGAUUAUCCCACGACUUUGGUGGUGAGCUGAUGAGGAAUCCCACAGGAAUGGCUGGACAAAAAGCCAUUUGCAUCGAUUCAAAAGUGGCGCCACAACCCGGCAAUUGUCUGAUCUACUCGUUUGGCAUUGGCGGCGAAUGGUCGUUCGACGAGCAGAUGGAACGGUACGGCUGUCAAGUUUACGCAUUCGAUCCAUCGAUGGGCCUGGAUCAGCACGACCACAGCCCCGCCAUCCACUUCUACAACUGGGGACUCAGCAACCGGGACGAAUUCAACAUUUACGAAAAUUGGACGGUGCGUUCGCUAUCGUCCAUCUACGAGACGCUGUCUGCUGAUCGUCACGGCCGUCAAAUCAUCGACUAUUUGAAAAUCGACGUCGAGUUUUACGAAUGGCUGGCCCUGCCGCAAAUCAUCGAGUCCGGGAUGCUGUCCAACAUCCGCCAACUCGGCAUCGAAGUCCAUCUGGACCACCGGGAUCCGAUUGACAAGUACCGCGAAUGGGCGAAAAUAUUACGAACGCUGGAGGGGAAAGGCAUGAUCCGCUUCGAUUCGAAAUCCAAUCCCUGGUCGGCCGGCAAUUUCACCGAACUGGGACUGUGGGGAUCGUUUGGCCACGAAAUUGCGUGGUACAACGACAAUCAUUUGCAUAUUGAAUAA
Daphnia pulicaria is the source of this 801-nucleotide messenger RNA. RefSeq names its product probable methyltransferase-like protein 24. The record is from RefSeq and is a predicted model, not a curated record. Lineage: Eukaryota; Metazoa; Arthropoda; Branchiopoda; Diplostraca; Daphniidae. Bases 1 to 801 code for a protein of 266 amino acids. The transcript has a single exon.